GGAAUUCACAAGCCAAGCAUCACAGUGAAUACGGCUUGCAAGUGGCUGGCGAAGAUGGGAUGGAGGUAUGGCCGGAAGCGAAACGGGAUGUACGUCGAUGGUCAUGAGCGGGAGGAUGUGGUGAAGUACCGAAAGGAGUUUGUGCAGCGCUGGAAAGAGAAGUAUGAGCCUCGAAUGCAUGUGUGGGAUGAAGACGGUAAUGAGAUAGCUCCUCGCGAUCGUCUCGCCGAUGGCUUUGUGCGAUUGAUUCUUGUCACGCACGAUGAAUCGAUGUUCUACGCACACGAUGAGCGUAAACUGAUGUGGUACCGUGUCGAUCAGAAGGCCACUCCCGAGCGAAAAGGUCCCGGCACAUCGCUGAUGGUGUCGGAUUUC
Molecule: messenger RNA, 375 nt
Organism: Stereum hirsutum FP-91666 SS1
Lineage: Eukaryota; Fungi; Basidiomycota; Agaricomycetes; Russulales; Stereaceae
Exons: 1
Source: RefSeq, a predicted model, not a curated record